AUGAGUCUGAGCAGGACCAAAAAAACACUGAUAAACAACACUUACUCUAACUGGCAAUCGGUGGUUAACGGCUGGGCGAAGAAAAAAACUGAGGUGACUGGUGGUGGAACUCCUUCUCCCUUGCCGUGGGUCGGUGGGAUAUUGGAGUUGUUGGUAAUGAGGGAAGCAUGGGUACAAGAACGUGAAACUGCUGAAGGCCUCAGAAAACUGGCAGACGACACGUUACAGCAUGUAGAAUCGUUGGCAACAUUAGGAGUAAAUGUCUCCGAAGAAAUCCUCGUGCAGAAUUUAGAAGAAAAACUGCAUCCUUUGACGGCCGAGAAAUGGGAGGAAACAUUACAUCGUGGAGUUUUUCCUAAGUUGGACGACAUGACUGAGUUUCUGUAUAAAAGCGCCGCACGACUAUCUAAACGCAACCAACAACAUAAUGGAAGCUACAAGACAACGAAAGCUACUGUAUCAAAUAAGUAUCAGGAUCAAUGCAAGGCUAAGAGAAAUCCUUCAGGAGCCGCUGAAUUAGUACAGCGUGAAAAUAUUCCUGUUCCGCCGAAUCUCCGAUUAGCAGAUCCAGAAUUUUACAUACCAGCUCCAGUAGAUUUGCUUCUGGCUUCCGGACCAACACUUGCAUCAUUUUGCCUUGGGCAAAUUAAUUUAUCAAACGAAACGGAUGAGCUGUACUUGCAGAAAACAAGAUAUGGUUGGGUGAUUGGUGGACGUGUAGUUAAUCACACCGACGCCGACGUACCUUUCCCAACUUGCAAUCUUAUCAACUUGCAGCGCGACAUCGCUCGUUUUUGGGAGAUAGAAGAAGGAACUACGGAAUCUCAUCGUUCUGUUGAAGAAAGCCAGUGUGAAGAACAUUUUAACAACCACACUUCGCGGGACAACUCGGGCCGUUACAUCGUCUCUCUUCCCUUCAAGAAUGAGAAAAAGCCUCUCGGCGAGUCGCGCUCUCAAGCGUUAAGGAGGCUAAAUUCAUUAUUUAACAAAUUUCAAAGGGAUCCCAAGUUAAAGGAAGCCUACACUUCGGUGAUCGACGAGUAUUUAAAUCUUGGACAUAUGAGUGAAGUCGAUAGUGAGAAAGAAGAAGGGUUUUAUCUACCUCAUCACGCCGUUAUUAAGGACUCGAGCGCGACCACAAAACUGCGCGUAGUUUUUGACGGAUCGGCAAAAACCAGUUCCGGAUUUUCACUCAACGAUACUUUGAUGGUUGGACCCACUAUUCAGGACGAUAUGUUUUCCCUUAUUCUUCGAUUUCGCAUACAUCGUUAUGUAAUUAUUGCCGAUAUAGAGAAAAUGUAUCGGCAAGUGCUAAUACAUAAAAACGAUCGAAAAUUUCAACGAAUACUUUGGGAACGAGGGGAUCAUAUAGUCACUUUAGAAUUAAACACCGUAACCUUUGGUAUCGCCCCGGCACCCCAUCUCGCGAUACGCUGUAUUCAUCAACUUGCAGACGACGAGGGCCAUAAGUUUCCACUUGGCUCACAUAUUUUAAAACGCGAUCUGUAUGUGGACAAUUUAUUAACGGGAGCUGAAACCAUUCAAGAGGCGCGUAAGAUACAACAAGAAGUGACGCAGCUCAUGCAACUAGGUGGAUUCAACAUGCGACAAUGGGCAUCUAACGAAUCACUAAUAUUACGCGGUCUAACUGAAGAGCAGAUUGAUUCGCAGUUUCAUUUUGACGGCGAUAAAACAGUGAAAACUCUGGGUAUCUCGUGGGACGCGAAGACUGACACUAUAACAUACACGGUGAAAUCACUCGAUGCAGAGUCAGCAAGCUCAAAAAGAACUAUCUUGUCCGAGAUAGCAAAAAUAUUUGACCCUUUAGGAUUAUUAGGGCCAAUUAUUUUAUACGCAAAAUCAAUCAUGCAGCAACUUUGGACAUUAAAACUUAGUUGGGAUGAGUCCGUCCCCACCAGCGUGUACACACAAUGGAACGAAUUUGCUAGGCAGUUAUCGCUUUUGAAUAACUUGAAAUUUGAAAGAAGAGUGGUAUGUUCAGGUUCAAACUCCCUCCAACUUCAUGGAUUUUCCGAUGCGAGCAACAGAGGAUACGGAGCUUGCAUUUACAUAAGAUCCAGCGACAGACAGGGCAACACAAAAUGCCAAUUACUUACUGCAAGGUCACGAGUGGCGCCGUUAAAAACGGUGUCCAUACCGCGCCUGGAGUUGUGUGGCGCUCAAUUGUUGGCCAAGUUGUAUUGCCAAGCUAAAACGGGGAUUGGCGAUUGGUAUCACGUACCUUCGGAGUCUAAUCCAGCUGAUGCCUUGUCUAGAGGUCAACUACCGGAAGAGUUUCUGCGAAACGAAACGUGGAGUGAAGGUCCUUUUUGGUUAAGGAAAGAGGAGGAUGCAUGGCCCAAGACAGUCAUAUCAGCGACAGAUGUUUUACCAGAGACGAAGAAAAUAAGUUGUUUUGUUACUGGAAAUGCAGAUUUUCUUCAUGAUUUCUCGUCAUUUACCAGGUUGAAACGAGUUGUGGCAUACUGUUUGCAUAUGAGACCCGGAACCAAUCGCAGCGGCGGUUUACGACCUGACGAAUUGGCUUACGCUGAGAAGACUAUACUGAAGUUCGUACAAACGUCAUUAUCAAGCGAGAAGGUAGACGAAAUCACAAAAAGGAAGCCUGGAAAACCAAUACACAAACGGUUACUGGCCCUUAAUCCCUUUGUCGAUCAUGAAGGAAUAAUGCGUGUAGGAGGUCGCCUGAAAAAUGCAAAUAUUUCCUAUGCGCAGCAGCAUCCAAUAUUAUUACCUCGGUCGCACCAUGUGACUGAUCUCAUAAUUCGAGAUUAUCACACUAACAACUUUCACGCUGGUAUCCAGACAACUCUGUACAUGAUGCGACAAAAAUAUUGGGUUCUAGAUGGACGCAAUCAAGUCCGUAAAAUUAUAAGAUCAUGUGUUCGUUGCUUCCGAGCGAACCCGCCAGACACAAAAUAUGUCAUGGGAGAUCUUCCAGGAGUUAGAGUUACACAAGCCCGACCGUUUGCCAACGUUGGCGUUGAUUAUUGCGGUCCAUUCCUGAUAAAGCAGAAGAAGCAUCGAAACACAACCUUCGUAAAAUCAUAUGUGGCGGUCUUUGUCUGCUUAGCCGUAAAGGCCGUACAUUUAGAGGUCGUUAGUGAUUUGACCACCGAAGGUUUCAUCGCUGCCCUAAGACGAUUCAUUGCCCGUCGGGGAAAGCCUAUAUCUAUCCACUCUGACAAUGGCACAAACUUCAUUGGCGCUCGGAAUGAGUUAAAGGAACUUUACAAUCUGUUCCAAACAUCCGCGCAUCAAGAAAGAACGGCGAGGUUUCUCAGCGAUCAGGGUAUUAAUUGGCAGUUCAUACCCCCAUUAUCUCCCCAUUUCGGCGGUUUAUGGGAGGCUACUGUCAAAUCGUUUAAACAUCACUUAAAACGCGUGGUUACUGGCCCAAUCUUCACAUUUGAAGAAUUUAAUACUCUAACUAUCGACAUCGAAGCCAUUAUAAAUUCUCGACCGCUUUGUCCCAUGUCCAAUGAUCCUAAUGACCUUCUGGUCCUUACCCCAGGUCAUUUCCUUAUCGGCGACAUUUUAACGAGCUUGCCGGAAGGCGAUUACUCACACAUCCCAACUAAUCGCUUGUCCAGAUGGCAACACAUCCAGAAGGUCCGCCAAGACUUCUGGGCACGUUGGCAUAAAGAAUAUCUCAAUGAACUGAACAUCCGUCACAAGUGGUCUACUGGUCAUCACUCCAUCAAAGAUGGCACCAUUGUUUUAAUCAAAGAAAACAAUGUCCCAUCUAUGCAUUGGACAGUCGGAAGAGUUGUGAAGACGUAUCCUGGUGCUGACGGGAUUGUUCGAACUGUUUCUGUGAAGACUGCGACAAGUACGUUAAAAAGAUGUGUGAAACAACUCGCGCCUUUACCUAUCGAGGACAAUUGUGUAGCUAAAUAA
This is a messenger RNA of Agrilus planipennis (emerald ash borer), 3921 nucleotides long. RefSeq lists its product as uncharacterized. Bases 1 to 3921 code for a protein of 1306 amino acids. Gene Ontology annotation, biological process: DNA integration. Lineage: Eukaryota; Metazoa; Arthropoda; Insecta; Coleoptera; Buprestidae. The record is from RefSeq and is a predicted model, not a curated record. Gene Ontology annotation, molecular function: nucleic acid binding. The transcript has 4 exons.